GGAGGGGCGGCCACGGGGGGGUGACACGAGGCGUGUGCGCCUGCGCAAAGGUGUCCCUGCACUGACAAUGCUCUUCCGAAGAUAGCGUCGGCGGAAUCUCAAUCAAACCGACCUCUCCGUCGGCACGAUGCGCUCCAAGGGACGGGCCCGCAAACUCGCCAAAAACGAGGAGGAGGAGGAGGAUGACGAGGUGGUUGAGGACAUGUACGACGGGCAGCCCGGCCUGGCGGCUGUCGGGGAGACAGCGCUGGGAGCCGUCGGGACGAUCCCGUCGGACGGCGACGAACGUGACGACGACGACGACGCCGCCGCCGCUGCAGCAGCCGCCGCCGCAGCCAACUGCCUGCUCAGCAGCAGCGCGCUGAGCGCCGGCGCGCACCCGGCCCUCAAGCACGCACCGCCGUCGCUCCCCAGCUCGCCGUCCAUGCUUCACUCGGCCGACGACAGCCAGGAGUUUGGCCGCCCGUACGAGUGCGGCGACGCGGGGCCACCGGCGUACGGCUCGUCCGUCUACGUUCCCGACGACGUGUCGCUGCCCGGCGAGCUGGAGCUACGCGAGGCGCGCUCGCCCCCCGGCGUGGGCCUCGGCGUGUGGGCGCGGAGCGGCCUGCGCGCCGGCGACAAGUACGGGCCCUACACAGCCGGCGAGGGUGGCAGCCCGCGCUCCAAGGACGGGGACCACGCGUGGGAGCUACUGGACGGGCCGUCUGGCGUGUGCGGGAAGGACGGCUCCGCGGCGGGGGAGCCGUGCAGAGGCUCGGCAUUGGACAGCGAAGAGCGCAGCUGGCUCAAAUACGUGAGGCUCGCCGCGUCCACACGGCGGCCCAACUUGGCAGCGGUGGAGAUUGAUCAGAAGGUUUACUACAAGGCGAUCAGGGACAUCGAGGCUGGCGAGGAGCUGCUGCUGUGCAUGCAGGAGGAAGGCGUGGAGCAUCAGGCAAUGGCACCCAGCACCGAGCCCCUGUCCCAGGGUGGGAUUUCUGAUGACGAGCACCAGCUGCGCUGCGGCAACUGCAAGGAGCUGUGCCCGUCCGACACGAUCCUCAAGCAGCACCAGCAGUUCGGCUGCAUCCUGGGCUGCGGCGGCGGCGGCGGCAGCUCGGCGAGUGACAGCAGCGACGGCCUGGCCUCCGCCGGCCUCGCGGGCGGAACGCCGCCCGCGUCCGCGUACCCCGCGCUUCACGACGACUACCGCAUCGCCGCCGCUGCCGCCGCCGCGGCCGAACGCUCGGCUAAUGAGGGCCCCCUGCACGAGUGCAAGGAGUGCGAACGCAUCUACCCCAACGCGUACCUGCUGGAGCAGCACAUGCAGAUGCACACGGAGGAGCGGGAAUACAAGUGCGAUCAGUGCCCCAAGGCGUUCAACUGGAAGUCGAACCUCAUCAGGCACCAGAUGUCGCACGAUAUCAACAAGCGCUACGAAUGCGAAAACUGUGACAAGGUAGUGGUUUUCACGGACCCCAGCAACCUGCAGCGCCACAUCCGCUCGCAGCACGUGGGGGCGCGCGCGCACGCCUGCCCCGAGUGCGGCAAGACGUUCGCCACCUCGUCCGGCCUCAAGCAGCACAAGCACAUCCACAGCAGCGUCAAGCCCUUCACGUGCGAAGUUUGCCACAAGUCCUACACGCAGUUCUCGAACCUGUGCCGGCACAAGCGCAUGCACGCCGACUGCCGCACGCAGAUCAAGUGCAAGGACUGCGGGCAGCUCUUCAGCACCACCUCGUCGCUCAACAAGCACCGGCGCUUCUGCGAGGGGAAGAACCACUUCGCCAUGUCGGCCGCCGCCGCCGCGGCCGCCGCCGCCGCCAUCUUCCCGCAGGGUUCGUCGCUCGGCCCGUCCCUCGACAAGGCCGCGUCGGCCAUGCUCAGGAACCACGGCGUGUCGCCCUCCCUCAACAGCUACUUCGGGCCUAGCCGCCACCACCACCACCACCACCACUCGGGGCUGCCGGGCUUCCCGGGCGCCGGCGGCAUGCAGCCGAGCUUCUCGCUGGCGCAGAGCUUCGCCGGCCUCUUCCCGUCGCCCCUCUACGCCCGGCCGCCCAUGCUCCCGCCGACGGGCGCCAUGAUGCAGGCGCAGGCGGGCGGCGACGCGGCCAAGCUGGCGGCGCCCGUGGCACACGCCAUGCUCCACCCGGGCGCGGCCGCCUCGGCGGCGGGGCUGUCGAUGGCACCAUCGCACCACCACCACCGCGGCGGCGGCGUGUCGUCUGCUCUGCUCUCGGCCCCCGUACGCCCGCAGCACGCUCGCUCCGAGGAGCGCGGCGGCGGUGACGGCGGCGGCGUCGGCAGGACGGAGAGGUCCCCCGGCGAGAAGCUCAACGACAAAGGCAGCGAGGUGUCGGACGGCUCCGACCUGGAGGCCACCAGCACGCCCAUGGGCAGCGACGACCUGGACACGAGCACCGGCUCGGAGGCGGACAGCGACAGCGACAAGGAGAAGACCAAGAGGAAGAACCCCGUGAACGGUGCGCAGGGCCCCAAGCAGGGGGACUCGCACGGCCUCACCAACGGCGGCGGCGGCGGGGGCAGCGCCGGCAGCUCGGCGGCGGCCAGAAUGCCGCAGAACAAUCACCUGGCGUUCCUGCCGCCGCCGGCGGACGACAACAACGGGUCCGACUCGACCAACGACUCGAUCAAGGCGAUCGCUUCGAUAGCGGAGAAGUACUUCGGCCCCGGCUUCAUGGGCAUGCCGGAGAAGCAGCUCCGAGCCUUCCCCUACACGCCCAUGUUCUCGUUCCCCUUCGUGUCGCCGCUGCCGCACCCCGUGUUCCCCAUCGCCGAGCCCAAGGCGGCCGCCGCCGUCGCCCCCCCCGCCGCCCCUCCUCCGCCCGCCGCCGCCGCCGCUGCCGUCGUCGUCAAGACGGAGCCCAAGUCGCCGUCCCCCACCGAGAAGGCGCAUGGCAAGAGCGCGCCGCCGGAGGCCGACGCCGGCUCGCCCUUUGACCUGAGCGUGGCGGCCAAGCGCAAGGAAGAGGCCAGGCAGCCGCCUCCGCCGGCGUCGAAGUCGGCGCCGGCGCGGCCCCCCGCCGCGCACCAGCGGGACGAUCAGCCGCUCGAUCUCAGCACCGGCGGACGGACGAGGGGAGCGCAGGGGGGCUGCUGCCUCCCCCCGCACCCGAUGCUUCCGCACUCGGCGGCUGCUGCGGCCGCGGCCGUGGCCUCCUCGUCGUCUUCCUCCUCGUCGGAGGUGGCCAGGAAGAGCCUCAACCACAUGUUCGGAGGCGGCAAGCAAAAGCUGCCGAGCGACGCGCCCAAAGUCGGGCACGCGCCCGGUCACGUGCGCCACCAGCGGUCGCAGCACCAUCACCACCACCAGCAGCAGCACCAUCAUCAUCACCAGCAGCAGCAGCAGCACCAUCAUCACCAGCAGCAGCAGCAUCAUCACCAGCAGCAGCAGCAGCAACAACAGCAGCAUCAGCAGCAGCUACAACAGCAGCAUCAUCAGCAGCAGCAGCAGAUGCAUCAGCGUUCGUCAAUUCCCUUUGCUCAUCUCAACCCCUUCUUUCUUGACCCUAUAUACAGGUGCGGCCUACUGAGGGUGGAGAAGAGGAAAAUGGACGACCCGAUGUCCUCUCUGAAGGAGAAGUACAUGAGGCCAAUCCCGAGCCUGCUCUUCCACCCGCAGAUGGCGGCCAUGGAGAACAUGGCCGACAAACUGGAAGGCUACAGCGCCAUGAAGAUGGACGGUGGCAGUGGCCACAUGCAGCAGCAGCCGCCGCCGCCGCACGCGUUCGGAUUCCGCCAGCCGCCUCCCAGCCUGCCCGACAGCCUCCUGCGCAAGGGCAAGGAGCGCUACACCUGCAGAUACUGCGGAAAGAUAUUCCCAAGAUCUGCCAACUUGACGCGCCAUCUGAGAACCCACACGGGGGAGCAACCGUACAAGUGCAAAUACUGCGAGCGUUCGUUCAGCAUCUCGUCAAACCUGCAGCGCCACGUGCGCAACAUCCACAACAAGGAGAAGCCCUUCAAGUGCAACCUGUGCAACCGCUGCUUCGGGCAGCAGACCAACCUCGACCGCCACCUCAAGAAGCACCUCGCCGGAACGGCCGGCUCGUCUCCCAACUCGGAGCUGGAGAACAGCUCGCUGCUGGAGGACAAGGAAGAUUCGUACUUCACCGAGAUCCGCAACUUCAUCAGCAGCACGGAGGAGUCGAACGCUCUCCCUGGCACAGAGCCACCCAUCCUCGGCGUGGACGAGGAACCGGCAGCGGAGGCGAUCGCGGUGACUCCGGAGCGCAGGGACGACCCCGAGGAUGAGGACGACGUGGAGGAGGAGGAGGAAGAGGAGCUGGAGGAGGAAGAGGAGCUGCUGGAGGAGGAGCUGAUGCUGGAGGGCGAGGAGGAGAGCGCCGCCGAGCGCUCGCCGGAGGAGCACGUGACCCCGGCGGUCAACGCGGGGCGGCCCCCCGACGAAGAGGAGGAGGAGGAGGAGUUGGACGACGAUGUGGGAGGCGACCGCGCGGAGCGUCUCCCGUCGGAGUUCGGCACCGCAAGGUGCAGCCCGCUGGAGGAGGGAGGCCUGAGCCCGCUGGGGCCGUCGUCUCAGCUGUCCGCCCUGGAGCACAUGAGCCACUUCCCCGACAGCCUGGACCUGCGCAAGCCGCUCAAGGAGCACUUCGCCGAGCUGCCCUACGGCACGGCCACGGCCAGCCACGACGGGGUCAAGCCGCCCCUCUACCGCCAGUCCAAGUCGCAGGCCUACGCCAUGAUGCUCUCGCUGUCGGACCGAGACUCGCAAGGCUCCGGGAGCAUGUGGCACGGGGCGGCACGGGCCCCGGCAGAAACGAGCACCCUCCACCCAGUCAGUCGCCUUUAGGACCGGACAAGAGCGAAGUUUCCCCAAGCGAUAUCGUGAAGUAACAAACAAACGACAACGACACACGACACCCCCUUUGGGUGCGGGAAGAGAGAAAAAAAGAAAAACGAGAGCAAAAAAAAAUAUCCCUAAAAAAACUACUUUGUUUGUCGGACCAAAGCUUGAUUGUUUUUUUGUUUUUGGGAGAUAUUUUUUCGUCGUCGGGUAAUCGUCGAUUGUUUUUAGUUACUCACUCAAUCCACGCAAUGACUUUUAGUAGGACAAAAUAAUAGGAAUGAUUAUUAUCAUUAUGUAAAUGUCAUAAGUAAGGUUUUCUUAGUCGUGGGGAUCAAAGGUCAAAUGAAGACGUGUGUAAACCAUGGUUUUUAAAUUUGAGAAGUUGGUUUCACAGCAGGGGCAAAGCCAACGUGUCAGAAUUAUUAUACAUGCACACAGUAUAUAUAUAAAAUACAGUACUUGUAACUUAUUGGUUGACCAAGUCAAUGAUGUUAUGGAAUAUCAUUUUUUUUAUAUAUAUUAUUAGAUGUUGAUAUGCAGUAAAACUUUUAAAAGGCUACUGCGUGCCUAAAUUAAUCUUGUAUCUCCCCCUCUCUGCUUUAAAAGUAGAAACAAAAAUAAUGUUUGAUGGGUUUUACCCCGAUGCGUGUUAAAUGGAAAAGAUGUGGUUGGAAGUUAUAUCGUUUCGACGCUACCUAUCACCGACCUCUGCAUUUACGGAACCAAAAUAUGUGUUAGUUGCGGCAGAUGUGUCUCCAUUGUGUGGGACGAGAAGCCUCGCAGAGAAAAUUGUAGAGAUAGUGACAAAACGAGUUGCUCGUUAGAAAUGGUUACGUGCAGAGCCCCCCAGAUAGCGCUUCACGGCAUUCUGAUAAAGUCAAAAAGUUGGAUUCAGUGCAUCAGCUUCAAUGCAGAUUUCAGGUCUCAAACGAGAAUAUCACUUACGACUUAUGAAUCACGUCACUUUGUGAAGAUGUUCAAUUACAUUCGUUUCCGUUUGUGUUGACUUUGCUGGGUUAUUUUUUUUAAUUAGCGACGUAUGCGCUGGAUAGCAUGCUGCAUGCCAUGAGCCCACCCAUCAAGCCGAUUUCAAACCCUGAUGCGUGGCUGACGUCGAUCACCAAACUGAUCCGAGGCCUCCACAUUUCACCACACUGCAAUGACCCGCUGCCGUGAAGUUUGGUCGGACAACCCUCCCGCGACCGAUCAGUGUAGCGAGGUCCUUCAUUGACGGAGGGCUGUAAGUUACAUUGUAUUGUUGUUAAAGAAAAGCCCUUAAAAUACCAAUGACAAGGUCAAUUAUGGCGGCAUAUGAAGCCGCAUCCGUUGAUAAGGAUUUCACAUGACAAUCGCAUCCUUGUGCAACAAGAGAACAGCGUUUUAGCUUUUGACACCAGAGAAUUCAGACACCAUGGACACAGUUUGCAGAGAGUGACUUGCACUGCAGCGUCAAUCAAAAGUCAGAAUCUACAAGCAAAUGUGCUCACUCGAUUGAACAAAUAUUCCACCCCCUCCCCCCUAUGGCUACGAUACAUCAAACACACCAACACCUGGCGACUUGAAGGCACGUGCACUAACAAUUAAGUCGCCAGGCUCUAUCAAAGAAACAUCAACCGAUGUCACUUUCCAACAUUGCCGGCGUGGUCACUCAGCCACUGGGCCGUUUUCGUGGUUGACGUUCUUCUGCUUCCGUUUAAAUGAUAAGUAUCGUGGAUCGGUUACAUCGAACAGGUCGCAAUUACGUGAACGUCGAACUUUAACGCCGGCAUAUCACUGGCUGCACCUUUUCCCAACGAUUACUUCCUUUUGAAUUAUAACAGGGUCACGGUGAGAAUGGCAUUGCUGAUUGAGAAUAUGCCUUUGUCAUGCAAUAAUUACCCUUUUAAGAAAGAAUAAACAACACUUCACGACGAUCACGAUUUAAUUACCGAUUACCGGUGCACUCAAUAUUUUUUCUUUCCCCACCCCCCAAAGUGCAACCGGACGGUAACUCGGUCACGUUGGUCACGUGGUUCUUCUUUUUUCCUUUGUGCGAAAUUUGAUAGGCGAAAGGAUCUAAUAUUAUUUGUGUUCAUUUGUCACGGACGCCGGCGAACAUUUUACGCUCGAGAUUUGGAAUUGGCUUCCGCGGUUAGCGCAGUGGAGCAGGUAUGGUGUAACUUUUUCGCUGUACAUAAUUCACCACCAGGCAACGUUUUUGUACACAUUCUUACAGCACGUUAUAAGAGGGGCCAAUUUUGCAGUACACAGUAGAAUUGUGUGGGGUUUUUUUUUAGUCUUGAUUUUUGUUUGUUUGUUUCUCGUGUGUUUAGAAGCGCAUGGGCCUGUAAAUAGCCGGUUUGAUAUCAUUUCCCCGUUUUUCCAGAGCAGUAUUUCCAUUCGUAUUUCUUCCACCUUAUUUUGUGUUUUUUUCUAGUGUUAAGUGGCACGACAAUAUUUAAAUAAAGGACCAAGACACGUGCUCCUCGCUAACACUCAUCCAUUAGGCAUUGACAGUUUGCUCGCCAAGAUAAUAUUGCUUCCUGCUUUAUGACAAUCAGUUACUUGCAGUGUAGACGUUUCGUUUUUAAAAUGUAGUUAUUUAUUUUUAAGUGCGCGAUUAAAAAAUAAAAUUGUAGCUAAAAAAAACGGGAGAACUUUUCUUUGAAAAUCGAACGUGUUAAUAGUAUUAGCAUGAAAACAAACCCCCAUAAUUAAUGUCGUGUGUAUCAAUUCAAUACAUUUCCGAACUCAUCCGAUAGACAAAAAAAAGAGACUUUGAAAAAAAGACGGAUUUUUGUCAAAUGGCAUUGGUGUUAUGGUGCCAAACGGAAUAUGUUCCUUGUAUGUGUUGUGCGUGAGCAUGUUUCCCUGGCUGUUUCUUCUGUGGCCCAGUAUUCCCUCCCCCAUCGCUACAAGUGACGUUUGUUUAAGGCAGAUGGAAGCGAUAAGAAAGCAACGACGAUUCAUCCCAUCCAUUGCCCAGUUUGGUUUUGCAAAUCAUUCUGGCAAAGCGUAAUUUUAAUACGUUUCUGCAAGCUUCUCAAUUUGCAAAGAAAAUUCCACGUGUAGCCCAAAACAUAGCAUACGCUAGGCUCAAGGUUCUAAAGUGUUCGACGUUGAUUACGAUACAUGGAAACGAAAUCCUUUAAAUAUUAGUCAGUGAUAUUAAUUACCAUAACGUACAUAUCAUUAUUGUUUAUUCUUGAGUAGAAGCUGAUCUUGUUUUUCUCCAAUAAUUGUUAUGUUCUUAAGCCGGUUUUCGCAAACAUCAAAUCACUCGUUAUUGUCACGUAUUUAUUGUCAUCGUUAUUAUUGUUACGAAUAAAUCCUUACGCUAGAACUCGUUUCACUUUAGAUAGUAUUGAGAAGUGUAUGCGGGGCCAAUUGCAUCCUUCGACCACUUAUUAAUGAUUAUUUUAUACUACUACUACUAUGAUUAUUCUUCUUCUUAUUCUCACAUUACGGUGUCCAAGUUAAUUCAAUGCACUGUAGCGAUAACAAAAAAAGGCGUCGUUUUAUUUUGUUCCAUCACAGAUUCAGAAAGAAAAAAAAACUCACCGAACUAUUUUGUACAUCAAACGGCACGCAUCAUUUACGAGCACUCCAAUGCGAUCGACUUCCAAGCCAGUUCAGGAGCUUUCGCGAGCUUCGGUGUGCGGCGCCGGGAACGCCGCCCUCCAUCAUCCGCCACGUGACGGAGAAACGAGCGGCUGCGAACUUCUUCCGAUAGCUUCCACGCAGGCUUGCGACGUUUCCAAAUUAAGAGCAUUUCUCGGCGUCGUUUAUAAGCCAUGGUUUCUUGAACAAUGCACAAGCACAUAUCGUGGGGUUACCUCAUCACACAGUCCCAUUGGUCCGCAAUGGACCGUGGACGAAAACGGCGUCGAUAGUGAACAACGGCUUACUGUUGGCAGAUUCAGCAUUACGUUGAUAGCGAGGUUUUUGACAUUUGCAGAGCGCAAGGCAUAUGAUUAAACAAGUCGAGGAGGGGGAGAAGGAUGUGACGUGUUUAAAUGACAAAUGCACUUAGCAACACAGCAGCACCCCCUGUAUACAGAGUACAAGCGCACUUUAAGAUGCUUCAAAGCAAUUAAUGCAGAAAGGCAUUAGUGACGGAGGAGAUGCAUGAGGAUCUUGGCGAAACACAUUGGCGGCAUGUCGACAAAAUGACCCACAUUCCUCAGCCACGUUUUUUCUUUACUUUACAAAAAGGAAAACGCAACACAUACCGGCAAAUUGCUUAAACGACAAGUUGAAAUUUGACGGUAAAUUAGGAUGAGAAUUCCAAAGGAUCAGGUUAACAGAUUGUGAGUGAAAUUAUGUUAAAAUAUAUAGUACCGUACCAAAACACCGUUUUUUAGGGCCCGCCUUUUUAUCUAUGGCUAAGAACACUGGGGUUGUGUAAGGCGGCUUAAUUUACACAACAUUCGCUUUGAUUCGGAAUCGUUCGUUAAAAAAAACGUCAAUUAACAGUGCAUGCAAAAUAUACUUGAUCUGCAAUGUAGUUGAUCUAUAAACAGAGAGUAGCGUGACAUCUUUUACGUAAGUAUACACACAGACUUUGUCGUUCAAACUUAGUUUUUGUUCCUGUUCGCACUUCAAAUCUUGCCUGGUGCUAGGUUUUAAUAAUGUGGUUGUUGAUUUUUUUUGUAUUUUCGAGCAUGGUUCAGUCAUGCCAUUGAGAAACAACCAACACAUUCGCAUAUUUCACGGAAAAAGUAUCAUCCUCACACAAUAAUACUGUGCUUAACAAAAUUCGCGGUGCAAGUGAAAUCGCGUUGUUCAAAGUCUUUCCGAGCUUGUGAGGAUGCAUCAACACUGCAUUCAUCUGUGGGAUUAUUACGUGCUGAAGGAGGAAGUGGGUGGGGGGGGGGGGAAUCCGAAAAGAAAAAAAACGAUGUAGCUAAAAUAAACAUAAGUUAAUAAUCAGUGUUUUUAUUGUAAAAAAAAAAACUAAAAACUUAAAAAAAAUAUUUCGCUUUCUUAAAAUGCACCACGUAACUUAAUUGCAGGAGAAUUCGGCAAGCCGGACGCAAUGUUGUGAGUGUAUGAUAGUGCUAUACAGAAACAAUGUUGUUGUAUAAGGUGGUUGGACCUCCUGUUCCAACAUGCAGUGGCAAGCUGGGUGAUAAAAGUCAACAGGUUUUGUUUCAUAUUAUUAUGCAUCGAUAUGCGUGUAGAUAUUUCUAUUUUAUUCUAAAUGUUAUUUUGGGGGGGGGGAGGGCGGGGGGAGGUGGCGGGAGCGAUGGGGAAGAAAAAAAAGCAGUUUUUUUUUACUGCCAAAAUGUCAUUUGAUGAUCAAACACAACCGUUCCACGGCGAUCUUAUCGCGGGCUCUGGGUGACCUGACGCACUAUCCUGGCUUCUUGUGCGACCUUGUUGACGAACGAGGGCGAUGACGUGUGGUGCGUGUGGUGCAUUGUCGAGUAAGGCAAGUGGAAUACAUUUCAAAACGUAAUUACAGAGUAACGUGUGCUGAUCAUGUUAAUCUUAAUAAACGUGUGUGUACCCAGAGUUAGCUCUUUGCGAUACCAGGAAAAAAAAAAGAUUUAUACUUUGCAGUUGGUAUGCAAUACUGUAUAAUAAUGAUGAUGAUGAUAAUAAGAGAAAUAAAACAAAAAAAAUUG
Molecule: messenger RNA, 10425 nt
Organism: Lethenteron reissneri (Far Eastern brook lamprey)
Lineage: Eukaryota; Metazoa; Chordata; Hyperoartia; Petromyzontiformes; Petromyzontidae
Product: histone-lysine N-methyltransferase MECOM-like
Biological process (GO): regulation of gene expression
Cellular component (GO): nucleus
Molecular function (GO): protein binding
Source: RefSeq, a predicted model, not a curated record